This is a messenger RNA of Populus trichocarpa (black cottonwood), 1895 nucleotides long. RefSeq names its product probable CoA ligase CCL5. Gene Ontology annotation, molecular function: CoA-ligase activity. The transcript has 5 exons. The record is from RefSeq and is a predicted model, not a curated record. Bases 40 to 1704 code for a protein of 554 amino acids. Lineage: Eukaryota; Viridiplantae; Streptophyta; Magnoliopsida; Malpighiales; Salicaceae. Gene Ontology annotation, cellular component: peroxisome.
GCCCUGUUUCUUCCGAGCAAGACGAAGAACUUAGCAGCCAUGGCAGACAGCAGCAGCAGCCUCACAGUCCACCCAGGAAGCGGCUUUUGCAAAUUAAACUCUGUUUUCUACAGCAAACGCAAGCCUAUCCCACUCCCACAAACUGACUUCCUAGACACCACCACCUUCAUCUUCUCCCGUCCUCACCACGGCAAAACAGCCUUCAUCGACGCAGCAACCGGCCGCCACCUCUCCUUCAAAGACCUAUGGAGAGCAGUAGAUUCCGUUGCCACGUGUCUCCACGACAUGGGAAUCCGCAAGGGUCAAGUGAUCCUCUUACUUUCUCCAAACUCCAUUUUCUUCCCCAUCGUUUGCCUCUCCGUCAUGUGGUUAGGCGCCAUAAUUACCACCACUAACCCUCUCAACACUCCUCGUGAAAUCGCUAAACAAAUCGCCAACUCGAAACCUUCACUUGCUUUCACUACUCCCGAACUCGUUUCCAAACUCACCGAGUCAAGCUCAAACCUACCCAUCGUCCUCAUAGACGACGAAACAGGUACCUCCAUAAAGACAAAAGCCAACAUUUUGACAACAUUAAGCGAGAUGGUAAAAAGGGAACCGAGGGAGAGCCGAGUUAGAGAGCGAGUUAACCAGGACGACACAGCUACGCUUCUCUACUCUUCAGGCACAACUGGAGAAAGCAAAGGUGUGGUGUCCUCACACAAGAACUUAAUCGCGAUGGUACAAACAAUUGUUGAACGGUUCAGAUUAAACGAAGGAAGACACACAUUUGUUUGUACGGUCCCGAUGUUUCACAUCUACGGUUUAGCAGCGUUUGCCACAGGAAUUCUGGCAUCAGGAUCAACGAUCAUCGUUCUCUCGAAAUUCGAAAUGGGAGAGAUGUUAUCAACAAUUGAAAAAUACCGGGCCACUUAUUUACCACUCGUGCCGCCGAUUCUUGUAGCGAUGAUUAAUGGGGCUGAUCAGAUAAGGACGAAGUAUGAUUUGAGCUCGUUGCAAUCGGUUUUAUCUGGUGGGGCUCCAUUGAGUAAGGAAGUGAUUGAAGGUUUUUCGAAUAAGUAUCCAGGGGUCACGAUUUUGCAAGGUUAUGGUCUGACUGAGUCGACGGCGAUUGGUGCCUCGACGGAUACGUUGGAGGAGAGUAGGAGGUAUGGUACGGCAGGGCUUUUGUCGCCGAAUACGGAGGCUAAGAUUGUGGACCCGGAGAGGGGUAAAGCUUUGCCGGUGAACCAGACCGGUGAACUUUGGCUUCGAGCUCCUUCUGUCAUGAAAGGUUACUUUAGAAAUGCUGAAGCUACAUCAUCAACUAUUGAUUCAGAGGGAUGGUUAAGAACAGGGGAUCUCUGCUACAUUGACGAUGAUGGCUUCAUUUUUGUGGUUGAUCGGUUGAAGGAGUUGAUUAAAUACAAGGGAUAUCAGGUCCCUCCGGCGGAACUAGAGGCCUUGUUACUCGCUCAUCCAGAGAUUUCUGAUGCUGCUGUAAUACCAUUUCCUGACAAGGAUGCGGGGCAGUUCCCCAUGGCUUAUGUGGUAAGAAAAGCCGGGAGCAAUUUAUCUGAGAAAGCUGUCGAGGAUUUCAUAGCAGGACAGGUGGCUCCAUACAAAAGAAUUCGGAGAGUUGCAUUUAUUGCUGCAAUACCCAAGAAUCCGUCUGGAAAGAUUCUCCGAAAGGAUCUUAUCAAGCUCGCAACCUCCAAGCUAUGAAUGCUUCAGGCUGAUGCAAGAUCAGAAUAAGUAGAGCAGGCGUACAUGGUCAUCUACAAUGUUCAUGUUUAUAUAGCUCUAAUAAAACUUCUCGAUAAUUUAUUUUAUUAAGAAUUAUGAUCCAUUCUGUUUUUCUUGUUUUGAUGACGCAACAUUACAGUGCGUAUAAAUACUAGGGUUCUCAAUUUUAA